Siniperca chuatsi (mandarin fish) is the source of this 1039-nucleotide messenger RNA. RefSeq names its product proteasome 20S subunit alpha 4 (gene psma4). The transcript has 9 exons. Gene Ontology annotation, cellular component: proteasome core complex, alpha-subunit complex; proteasome core complex; nucleus. Gene Ontology annotation, biological process: ubiquitin-dependent protein catabolic process. Lineage: Eukaryota; Metazoa; Chordata; Actinopteri; Centrarchiformes; Sinipercidae. The record is from RefSeq and is a predicted model, not a curated record. The coding region runs from base 114 to 899 and encodes 261 amino acids.
AAUAAAGAGGCGCGCCUAAAUGUCGUCAACACAGCGCCUUUUGGUGAUGUCAUCAAAACGCGCCCUAUAGAAAGCUCUGUAAGCGUGGCAGGGUUUGACUGCAGUCUCCAAAAAUGUCCCGUCGAUAUGAUUCACGAACAACCAUCUUCUCACCAGAGGGGCGUCUGUAUCAGGUCGAGUAUGCCAUGGAAGCCAUCGGCCAUGCCGGCACCUGCCUGGGAAUUUUAGCCAAUGAUGGAGUGCUGCUGGCUGCUGAGAGGAGGAACAUUCACAAGCUGCUGGAUGAAGUGUUUUUCUCAGAGAAAAUCUACAAGCUGAAUGAAGACAUGGCGUGCAGCGUGGCAGGAAUCACAUCAGAUGCCAACGUACUGACCAAUGAGCUGAGGCUUAUAGCACAGAGGUACCUGCUGCAGUACCAGGAGCCAAUCCCCUGCGAGCAGCUGGUCACAGCUUUGUGUGACAUCAAACAGGCCUACACCCAGUUUGGAGGAAAGCGUCCCUUUGGAGUCUCGCUGCUCUACAUGGGCUGGGAUAAACACUAUGGCUUCCAGCUCUACCAGAGUGACCCCAGUGGAAACUACGGAGGCUGGAAGGCCACCUGCAUCGGAAACAACAGCGCUGCGGCUGUCUCCAUGCUGAAGCAGGAUUUCAAGGAGGGAGAGAUGACACUUUCUGCAGCGCUUGCUCUUGCCAUAAAAGUUCUCAAUAAAACCAUGGACGUCAGCAAGCUGUCUGCGGAGAAAGUGGAGAUCGCCACUCUGACCCGCGAGAACGGCAAGACCUGCAUCAAAGUGCUGAAGCUGAAGGAAGUCGAGGAGCUGAUCAAGAAGCAUGAAGCGGAGGAGGCCAAAGCCGAGAAGGACAAGAAAGACAAGGAACAGAAGGAGAAGGACAAGUAGUGACGCUGACCCACACUUUUUUUUUUUUAGUUUUGUGUGUGAAAACGAACGUGGGCUUGUGAGUGUGGAUGUAAAAACUGAGUUUUUAGGUGUGUUUGCAUUUGUGUUGUUUGUUCAAAUAAAUCCAGAUAAUAAAUCCA